GUUAGAGGGAGAGAGUCAAAGUGAAAUAGCAAGAAAAGAGAAAGACAGUGAGUUUGUUUAUUUGCUGAGGCAGAAGUGAUCACUUCCUCACCAUGCUAGGAGUGAGCCUCUGUCUGUUCCUCCUGCCCCUCUGUGCCAUCUCGAUGCUCUCGGGGUGGGUGGAGUCUCCAGGCUAUCCCCGUGGUUACCCACCUGAUGCCAGUCUGAACUGGAGCAGGUGUGCCCCUCCCGGCCACACCCUCGCCCUCAGGCUGACACACCUGGACAUGGAGGACAGUGACGGCUGCGAGAACGACGCCCUGGAGAUCUUUGCAGAUGGAAAGCACAUAGCCCUUCAAUGUGGUGAAAUGUCGUUUGAGGACCUUGAUUCUACCGUCAAUCCCUCACUCCUUUCCUCCGUGGAGGGCUGCCUCUCUCUCUCGUUCCGCUCUGACUACUCCAACACCAAGAGACACACUGGCUUCAGAGGCUUUUACAUGCUGCAAGACUUUGAUGAGUGUGAGGAGGACCCAGAUAACGGAUGUACCCAGUUCUGCCACAACUACAUUGGAGGCUACCUCUGCUCCUGUCGCCUUGGUUACCACCUGGACACAGACGGACACACCUGCACAGUGAGUUGCACUGAGGACCUGUCCGGCUCGCUGCGUGGUGUGAUAUCCAGUCCGUCUCGGCCCGGCCCGUAUGCUGAGCAUGCCCACUGCUCCUACAUCCUGUCAGUAGAGGACAACCUGGAGCUGCUCCUACACUUCACUGGGGAGUUUGAUGUGGAGCAGGGGCCAGACGGACAGUGUGUGGACACACUCAUGGUUGAGACUUCCGCUGGGACUCAGGGGCCAUUCUGUGGCCGUGUGCCCCCCUCCCCUCCCCUCCGCACUGGGUCACACCACGCCCGCAUUCUCUUCAACUCUGACGGACAGGGCUCCAACAAUGGCUUCACUAUCCACUACAGAACCACAACAAAGACCUGCAGAGGGAUUGUGACCUCCAACUCCACCCUGGUCCCACAGCAACCUAAAUAUCACCAAGGUGACACAGUCACGGUGACCUGUGACCUUGGCAGUGUUCUGAACACAGGUGACAAAGAGUAUGAGUCGACAUGCCAGAGGACAGGCGAGUGGAGUCCUGUGUACCGCUGUGAACCUGUGGAUUGUGGAGAACCAGACACUUCUAGUGAUGAGGCCCUUCAACUGGUGGACAAGGAUCCAAGCACUCUGUUUCAUGACAAGGUCCAGUUCAAGUGUGAAUCCAAAUACUACACACUGGAGGGAGACGAGAAGUACAUCUGUGAUGCCAGUGGUACGUGGACAUCGGUCAAGGGCCAAGAAAAGUUACCAAAGUGCAUUGAAGUGUGUGGGAAGACAGAAACAGAUAUUUCCAGCUUUGGAAGAAUUUUGGGGGGCAGCCAGGCGAAGAUGGGAGAGAUACCCUGGCAGCUUCUCACUAAACAGCCCAAAAGAGGAGGAGCAUCCCUGAUCAAUGACCGGUGGGCCAUCACAGCAGCUCAUGUAGUGGAUGGCAACGAAGAAAGCAAGCUUACAUUUUUCGGGGGGCUGAUAGAUGGGACAAAAGCAAAAGAUACUGAUCCUAACGUGGUUAUCAUGGUAACGGAUAAGAUUAUCAUUCACCCUGACUACAUGAAGGGCAUAGCUGGUGAUGAACGCAUAAACUACGACAACGACAUAGCUCUCAUCAGAAUGUCUUCCAGGGUGAAGUUAGGGCCCAAUGUUCUCCCCAUAUGCCUGCCUGAGGCUGAUGGAGGAUUCAAAGAGCAUCAACAAGGCACUGUUUCAGGGUGGGGUGGGACAGAGAAUAAAAAUGAAACCAAAAUUUUGGAUAAAAGCAAAUUCUUGCUUCACACAUCUGUGGGAAGAUACCCCAAAAUUAUUUGUGAGGAUACACCUGUGUUGUCUAUUACCAAGCCAAUGGUUUUCACUGAGAACAUGUUCUGUGCAGGGGGUGAUGGGACAGAUAGCUGCAAGGGGGAUAGUGGGGGUCCAUUAUUUCUCCCUAUGCUGGGAUUAGGGAACAAGGACAACAGAGGGCCAUAUCGUCUGAGAGGCAUUGUGUCCUGGGGUUCCCUUUGUGAACUGGGAAAGGAUUCUAAAAAGGGUUACUACACCAAAGUGGAGAAUUACUUAGACUGGAUCAAGAAGACCAUAGAGAGAGAAGAGCAGGGGUGUAAUCAGGUUUUACACAGCAGGUUCCUUCACCAUAGUCUCUCCUGUCCAAUCACAGUCAUGGACUGGGUCUAUUCAACACUCUGGCUGCUGGGUGUGUCUGUGUGUGAGUUUUGGGUUCCAGUCUCUUCUGCAGUGAUUGGCUGUGGGGAACCUGAACCGUUGCUGAAUGGAAGGGUGGCAUUCAUAUUUGGCUCUCAGAACCAGCACCUCUCAGUCAUUCAGUACCACUGCAAUGAGCAGUUCUACAGUCUUCCUGAAGGACAUAACGGAAACUUCACAUGCUCAUCAGACGGACAGUGGAAAGACCGCCUGAACAGCUCACUGAUUCCUCAAUGUAUCCCAGUGUGUGGUCGUCCUACAGUGAACCUCCCAAGAUUUGGAAGGAUUUGGGGGGGAAAGCCAGCUCCAGCUGGAUCCUUCCCCUGGCAGGUGUUGCUGAUAGUAAAUGGUAGAGGAGGAGGGAUAGUGAUCGGGGACCGCUGGAUCAUGACUGCAGCACAUGUCCUGGAUCGAUAUCCCAUGCAGUUUCCUAUGGUAUAUGUUGGACACAACAAUGUGGAAAACCUCCUCCAGUCUCCUACUCUUGAGGUCGCCUCGGUCCAUAUUCACUCUGACUACAACAAUGUAGACGAUGUAAACUAUGACCAUGACAUCGCCCUGAUCCAUCUCAAACAUCCAAUCACAUUCAACGCUCAUAUCAUGCCACUGUGUCUGCCACCAAAGGACGCUAAAUACCCGACUUGGCGGAAUGGCUUAAUUUCAGGAUUUGGCCUGAAAGAGAAUGAAAUGUCUACCAAUAACCUCAUGUAUGUUCCUCUACCUGUGGUAAACCAGACAAUCUGUAGAAAUUCUAUUGACAGAGUGAGAAUGGAAAAAAAUAUCAGUCUAACAGACAACAUGUUCUGUGCUGGGAAUUCUGAGGGAGGCAAGGACUCCUGUAGAGGAGACAGUGGAGGAGCGUACGUCCUGAAGGAGGGUAAUUAUUUCUGGGCAGCAGGGAUCGUCAGCUGGGGGAUUAAAUGUGGAGAGCCUGGUAAAUAUGGGGUCUACACCCGUGUGGCUAACUACGUAGACUGGAUCAAGAAGACCAUAGAGGAGGAAGAGCAAAAAACAAUCUGUGGAAGACCCUUGGUGUCUUUAGAAAUACACCAGAGGAUUCUGGGAGGAGAGGUAGCUCCAAAAGGAACAUUUCCCUGGCAGAUGCUUCUCAGUGUGGAAGGAGGACGAUCAGGAGGGAUGGUCAUCGGGGACAGGUGGAUCUUGACUGCUGCUCAUGGCGUGGUGCAUCAACAUAACAACCAAGUCAUUAAGAAGAGUGAAGUUAUGGCAUACGUUGGCGACAACAAUGUGGAAAACCUCCUUCAGUCUCCACCUCUUGAAGUGGCCUCUCUCCAUCCUCACCCUGGGUACAACAACACAGACGGGUUAUCCUUCAACCACGACAUUGCCUUGAUCAAGCUCCAACACCCACUCACAUUCAGUAGUUCCAUCAUGCGAGUGUGUCUGCCUGAAAAGGGUGCUGAAUACUCCACUGGAAGAGUUGGCUGGGUUUCAGGUUUUGGUCUCAAAGAUGAUGAUGAAAUGCCCAGUAACCUCAGAUAUGUCCGGAUUCCCCUGGUGGACCAGGUGAAGUGCAGAAGCUCUAUUGAUGAGGCGAGGAAGAAGAAGAGAGAAGCCCCUGAUUUGACAGACGGCAUGUUCUGUGCCGGGUUACCAGAGGGUGGAAAGGACACCUGUGCAGGGGAUGGUGGAGGGCCGUAUGUCCUGAAGUAUGGGGGAGUUUUCUGGGCAGCAGGGAUCGCCAGCUGGGGAAUUGACUGUGGAGAGCCAGGCCAAUAUGGGGUCUACACCCGCGUAGCUAACUACGUAGACUGGAUCAAGAAGACCAUGGAGAAUUGAAAUUAUGGCUGAAAAAUUAUGCAAGAAAUGUUUGAGUUUGUUGAGGAUAGCAGCAAAUAUAAAAAAUAAACAUUAGAUAUGUUUUUUAUUGAAUUAAGGGUUUUCUGUAACUGGAGCAUAUUAAAUACAUUUUAAGUCUG
This is a messenger RNA of Salvelinus fontinalis (brook trout), 4219 nucleotides long. RefSeq lists its product as uncharacterized. The record is from RefSeq and is a predicted model, not a curated record. Gene Ontology annotation, biological process: proteolysis. Lineage: Eukaryota; Metazoa; Chordata; Actinopteri; Salmoniformes; Salmonidae. Gene Ontology annotation, molecular function: serine-type endopeptidase activity; calcium ion binding. The transcript has 20 exons. The coding region runs from base 93 to 4079 and encodes 1328 amino acids.